CUUAAGGGAAUACAAGCCUUGUGUGCUCUUCUGGGGAGAACUUUUCUACUUUUAAGCCACUUCCAAGGGCCCCAGGUUGCUUGGUUGGAACCACAUGAAAACCGCUACUUCUCCUUCUUUCCUCUGGAAAAGAUUCUUCAUUGCAGUAUAUCUACAACUUGGCAAUCCCUGAAAGAGGUCAUGUGGAGACAUCCAUACUCACUUCUAGCUUUGGUGCUAUUGCUAAAUCCACUGGAAUUGCAAGCUUCAGUCAGCUAUAAGCCCAAUUUUGUCAUCUUCCUGGCUGAUGACUUUGGCAUUGGGGAUCUCGGCUGCUAUGGAAAUGAUACAAUCAGGACUCCCAAUAUCGAUCGGCUAGCAGAAGAAGGUGUGAAACUCACUCAGCACAUUUCAGCAGCCCCCCUUUGCUCCCCAAGCAGAGCCGCUUUCCUGACUGGCCGAUAUCCCAUCAGAUCAGGUUUUGAUGAAAGGGAUCGUUUCCGUGUCCUUAGCUGGCUUGCUGGUUCUGGUGGGCUUCCUCAGAAUGAAACUACUUUUGCUGAGAUAUUGCAGAACAAAGGCUACACCACUGGCUUAAUAGGGAAGUGGCAUCUAGGUAUGAACUGUCGAACCCGUGACGACUUCUGCCAUCACCCCUUAAAUCAUGGAUUUGACUAUUUUUAUGGAAUGCCAUUUUCAAUGAUGGGUGAUUGUCAAAUUACAUACCCUCCAGAGAAGGAGAUGCCCCAACGAAUCAAGCUUUGGUCUUAUACUCUGAUGAUUGCCCUCGCUGUACUUACACUUAUGGCAGCAAAGCUCACUCAUCUGCUGCCGCUCAGUUGGAAAACAAUUUUCUCCCUAGCUUUGUUUGGUUUCGCCUUCUUCAUUUCCUGGUACUCAAGCUUUGGAUUCAUAAGAUACUGGGACUGCAUUGUAAUGAGAAACUAUGAAAUUACAGAGCAACCAGCGAAGGUAGAGAGAACUGCAUCCCUGAUGCUGAGGGAAGCCAUUUCCUUUAUUGAAAGGAACAAGCAAGGGCCAUUCUUCCUAUUUGUUUCUUUCUUACAUGUCCACACACCACUGGUAACAACAGAAAGGUUCAGGGGGAAAAGUAGGCAUGGAUUGUAUGGUGACAAUGUCGAAGAGAUGGACUGGAUGGUAGGAAGGAUUUUGGAUAAGCUUGACAAGGAAAAAUUGGAAAACAGCACACUGACCUAUUUUACUUCUGACCAUGGUGCCCACUUGGAGGCAAAAGAAGGAAAUGCUCCACGAGGUGGUUGGAACGGCAUCUACAAAGGUGGAAAAGCCAUGGCAGGCUGGGAAGGAGGAAUCCGCGUCCCUGGAUUAUUUAGAUGGACAGGAAUGCUACCCAAGGGCAAGAUUAUUCAUGAACCAACCAGUCUAAUGGACAUUUUCCCUACGUUGGUUCAUCUGGCUGGUGGGACAGUACCACAAGACAGGAUAAUUGAUGGUCGAGAUUUGAUGCCUUUGCUGCAGGGAUCAGUUCAGCACUCAGAGCAUGAAUUCCUGUUUCAUUACUGUGGGAUGCAUUUACAUGCAGCACGGUGGCACCAGAAGGACAGUGGAAAUGUGUGGAAGGUUCAUUACAUGACACCAAUCUUUCACCCAGAGGGAUCUGGAGGUUGUUACAAUAUAAAAUUUUGCCAAUGUUCUGGGAAAUAUGUAAGACAACACGAUCCUCCUCUGCUGUUUGAUCUCUGGAGAGACCCAUCAGAGGCUGUGCCUCUUUCACCAGACACGGAGCCCCUGUUCCAUGAAGUUCUAAAGCGCAUAGGCAGAGCUGUGGAAGAGCAUCGCCGGACCCUCACUCCUGUCCCACCACAGCUCUCUUUUGGCAACAAUAUCUGGAAACCAUGGCUGCAGCCAUGCUGCGGGACCUUCCCAUUCUGCUGGUGUGACAAAGAAAAGGAAAACCUAUAAAAUGGAUAUCAUUUUAAAGUUCCCUGCGUUACGUGCCCUAAGAAGUUGCAAUGGAGGUGGGCCUUUUCCCAGCCUGCUCACCUGGCUGGAUGCAGACCUGCCAUAGGAUGGGGAACAACAGGUCAAGUUAUUUUUGUGUGAUGCUGGAGAGACAUGUCUUGCUCUGUGCUAGACCCAAGAGCUCUGGCUUGGGGCUUCCUUGGAAGCCUAAUGAGGAUGUAAGAUCUGUUGGGGAGUUAAUGCUGUGAGCCCCUCCAUCCUUUGAUCACAUUGUGUGUAUAUGUUUGUGUGUGUGAAUAAAACCAUAUAUCCUAAAAACACCACAGUUUCCUUUGACCUUCAUUCCAAGGAAACAGAAUCCCACGUAAGCGCUGGAGCCCCUGGAGUCUUUUGCUGCUUGGAGAUGGGUGCAGCAAUAUUGUAUUUCAUUGUGAUGCUGACAUUAUGUAUUUCCUCUUAAUCGUAUUUUAGCUUUGUGAUAUUACCAUUUUUUAUUUGUAAACUACUAAGUGAUAUUUUAUUGUGGGGUGUAUUAUUACUAGGCAGUCAAGUACAAUUUCCUGUUGCCUAGAAUGGAGACGUGGGAAUGUGGCUCCCGACAGGGAGGACUUCCUGUCAUACCUGCUCUGGAGCUUCCUUCCCCUGUGUGUGACCAGGUAGUUGAGUGUCACCCUAACUGACCAAGUAAACGGGCUGGCCAUGCAACCAUCUCUCAAUCUUUUGGUCUUAGUCUUACUCAUGGACUCUCACUCUCCUGGCUCAACCUUCACAUAGGAUGGAGCCCACAAGCAGAAAGUCUGAGAUAUAAUUCAGACUUCUUUUCACUGUAACCACAAGAUAAGGCCUACCUUCAGAUUACUGCUGUGAACUGAAUGUGAGUAAAACUCUACUCUUUCUUUUAAAGAAGACUGUGUUGUGUUAUUAUUUUAAUAGGGAAA
This is a messenger RNA of Zootoca vivipara (common lizard), 2858 nucleotides long. RefSeq names its product arylsulfatase D. The record is from RefSeq and is a predicted model, not a curated record. NCBI's taxonomy places the organism in Eukaryota, Metazoa, Chordata, Lepidosauria, Squamata, Lacertidae. Gene Ontology annotation, molecular function: arylsulfatase activity.